Molecule: messenger RNA, 1503 nt
Organism: Osmia lignaria (orchard mason bee)
Lineage: Eukaryota; Metazoa; Arthropoda; Insecta; Hymenoptera; Megachilidae
Gene: CDC50
Product: cell cycle control protein 50A
Cellular component (GO): Golgi apparatus; endoplasmic reticulum; plasma membrane
Source: RefSeq, a predicted model, not a curated record
GCCUAUAUAUAUACACUUUUUCGUCUCUUAUUCCCCCGUUUUAUGUUCCAUGGUUCUUGACAAACAUAGUUGUUAGAUUGAUAAUUAUUACAAAUGACCGUGUCAAGUUAUUAAAAUUUAUUGAAAGAGUAAAUAAAUAUUCUACAAAGGUAGCAUGACUUCUGUUAGUGAAGGUAGUUCGUUACCUAAAACGAAAAAACCAUCCGAUAGUGCAUUCAAACAGCAGCGUUUACCUGCUUGGCAACCAAUACUUACUGCUGGAACUGUUUUGCCAACAUUUUUUGUAAUUGGGAUUGCUUUUAUACCAGUUGGAGUUGGAUUACUUUAUUUUUCUGAUCAAGUCAAAGAAUAUAUUAUAGAUUAUACGGACUGUAAUGCUACCAACUUUCAUUAUGCAAAUGGUGUGCCUUAUAAAUGUGCAGAAGUUAUAGCAAAAAAUCGUUCAGAACCUUGUUAUUGUGAAAUAAAUUUUACAUUACCCUCUGAUUUUAAUGGAAAAAUUUACAUGUAUUAUGGUCUGACUAAUUUUUAUCAGAAUCACAGACGGUAUGUAAAAUCACGCGAUGAUAAUCAGUUAUUAGGAAAAUUAAGCGAUAUUGUCUCUGGUGACUGUGAACCGUUUGCUUAUGACGGUGACAAGCCUAUCGCACCCUGUGGUGCUAUUGCUAAUUCAUUAUUCAGUGACAAACUAGAACUAUUUUCAAUGAAACAUAAUAAAUCUGUACCAUUAUUAAAAACUGGAAUAGCUUGGCCUUCGGAUAAGAAUAUUAAAUUUAGAAAUCCUGAUGGUGAUUUAAGAGAAGCAUUCAAGAACUUUGCAAAACCAAAGAAUUGGACUAAAUACAUUUAUGAUUUAGAUAAAGAAAAUGAAAGUAAUAAUGGUUUCCAAAAUGAAGAUUUAAUUGUUUGGAUGAGAACUGCUGCAUUACCAACUUUUAGAAAACUUUAUCGUAGGGUUAAUCAUACUGAAAAUGGGUUUACUGAAGGUCUGGUAGAAGGAAACUAUCGACUUACUGUUACAUAUUCAUAUUCUGUGUCUGCUUUUGAGGGCAGGAAAAGAAUGAUCUUAAGUACUACAUCUCUUCUUGGUGGAAAAAAUCCUUUUCUUGGUAUAGCUUAUAUAGUAGUAGGAUGUGUCUGUUUAUUGUUAGGCAUUACACUACUAAUAAUACACAUCAAAUGUUCCAAAAGCAAACUAAUGUAAAGAUGACUGCAACAAAGUAUGCUUAGGGCACCAUAAUUGUUCUUUGCAACAGAGAUGAUCAAUGUGAGUCCAACAACACCGUACCAAGAAUAAUUGCACAGUUAUUAUAUGUAUUGAAGAACAUUGUGGAUAUUCUGCAUUUAAUUUAUAUUUCAGUACAGGUUUUGAGGCACUUGUAUAUUGAGUAUUAUGAUGCCAGGAACAUUAUCUUAUUUCUUAUUGUUAUAUACUCUUAUAUAAAAAAGAAGCUAGUGUGUAAUUAUAUACUAUUCAUGCAGAAUAAAAAAUAUAUAAUUAUA